Glycine soja is the source of this 889-nucleotide messenger RNA. RefSeq names its product 60S ribosomal protein L17-2-like. Gene Ontology annotation, cellular component: ribosome; cytosolic large ribosomal subunit. Gene Ontology annotation, biological process: cytoplasmic translation. The record is from RefSeq and is a predicted model, not a curated record. Gene Ontology annotation, molecular function: structural constituent of ribosome. Lineage: Eukaryota; Viridiplantae; Streptophyta; Magnoliopsida; Fabales; Fabaceae. The coding region runs from base 103 to 648 and encodes 181 amino acids. The transcript has 7 exons.
AUUAUAUAUAAAGCGAAUAACUGCUAAUUAUGCCCUAGUUUGCUUCUUCCCUUAGCCGUUGCUCUGCUUCAACAUUGCGGAAGCAGAAGAAGCGCCGCAGCUAUGGUGAAGUACUCCAGAGAACCCGACAAUCCCACCAAGUCCUGCAAGGCCAGAGGCGCUGACCUCAGAGUUCAUUUUAAGAACACUAGGGAGACUGCCUUUGCCAUCAGGAAGUUGCCCCUUGUUAAAGCUAAACGAUACUUAGAGGAUGUUUUGGCCCACAAACAGGCUAUUCCUUUCCGACGCUUUUGUGGUGGUGUUGGGAGGACGGCCCAGGCUAAGAACAGACACUCCAAUGGGCAAGGACGCUGGCCCGUCAAAUCAGCUAAGUUCAUUCUAGAUUUGCUGAAGAAUGCUGAGAGUAAUGCUGAAGUGAAAGGUUUGGAUGUCGAUGCUCUGUACAUUUCUCAUAUCCAGGUUAAUCAAGCACAGAAGCAAAGACGCCGCACCUACAGAGCUCAUGGAAGAAUCAACCCUUACAUGUCAUCUCCAUGCCACAUUGAGCUGAUAUUAUCUGAGAAGGAAGAGCCGGUGAAGAAGGAGGCUGAGACUCAAUUGGCAACAAGCAAGAAGAAGGGCGCUCUUCGAAGCGGUGCUUCAUCUUAAAUUACCCUUGAAGCUACUGGAUGACCUUCAUUCCUGAUUUAUGUCAGUUUUGUCUAUCGUUUUCCUUUAUAUUUGUUAUGAGCUGCUUUUGAAGCUUGGACAGCACCUUUUGCUUGGUAUACUAUGUUUCAAGUUAAUUGAGUUACUCGGGAAUUUUUAUUAUGGUAAUUGGAUGAUUAAUUUUAGUUUCAAUUCUGUGGAUCCCUGCUGCUGGGAAUUUACGGAAGUAGAAUCUUGUUCA